ACAAACCCACUGGCAACGAAUGACGUAGGGCUCAUGCUGCAAAAACACCGUUAGGUCCUUAUGGAUAUGUGCUGGUGAACACAAUAUAUAUUUUCACUUCAGUAAAGUUGUUGAAAACUGCGUAUUAGCGUAAAUAUGCCCUUCACGGCACUAGUUUAGUGUUUGACAGGCAAUACAUAUUCAUCCGCUUCUACAUGAGUGUCAAGAGCACAUUAGUACCCGGAUGGACUGUCAUGGCCGCCGUCGCUGUGGAUUCAUAGAGAGAAGAGAAGGAAGGCAAAUGUUUCUGCUGGGUGUUUUUUUUCAACCUUUACCUCCUUUUUAUAAUGUCGGACGUUGACAGGACGCCGCCUGAACUUCCAUCGAGUUCAUAGCACUGGGACACACUACAUGCUCCUCUUCUCCAGACACAACAUGCAUUAACGUUUGAGUUUGGCCUAAAGGAGUACAGAUAUCUGUAGAUUUACAACAAUGGAAGAAGACCUCACAAUACCUCAUGAUCCUGCCAAAAACGGCAACAUAUCAGUAAUAGGGAAAGAAAAGGUAAAGGACUUUGUGUACAAGCAUUUGAGAGAAGUGACAGAUGGGCCACCCUUCAAUGAUGCAGAAGAAUCCUCCAUUAAAGAACAUGGGAGUUCCAUUACGAAAGAUAAACCAACUCACAAUAAAUCCCAUUGUAAAAUUCAGCAGGGGGCCGUUUUCUCUGGAAAGAUUCUGAGUUUUGGUUGCUCGGUGUGUAAAGAUGAUUCCACAUAUAGCCCCAAUGAUCUUCUCAAACAUUUUCGAGCGGUCCAUAAUGGAACCCUUCCUACGUACCCUUGUGACCUGUGCGGUUUUUCCACAAACGAGUUCCCUGCUCUUCAACGUCAUCGGAUUGAGCACAGGAAUACUCUGGUUACAUGUGAGCUCUGCAACAACGAUGUUCAGUACUCCCUGCUUUUGCUCACCAGACACUACAUCAUGUGUCACAGUCUAAAUGGACAGUUUAACUGUGACUGGUGUGAGUUUACAACUGUGGAUGCAGGAACAUUCGUCCAGCACAUCCAUCAUCAUAACGAGAGUCAUUGGAAGUGUUCAAAAUGCAGAAAUAUUAGCUUGAAUGAAGAAGAUCACCAGAAGCAUAUGAAAGCUCACUCGGGUACAUUCCCUUUCACAUGUCAGAUCUGUGGCUAUGGUGCAUCAAGAGGCGAGUAUCUUAAAAAACACACAGCAGCUGUUCACAAAGAGGAGGUUGAGAGAAGGAAUGCAUGGAAGGCUAUAGAUGACAGCAGCAUUUCAGCAAAUUCACCUGCAAGCCUUAAACUCUUGCUGAAAAAGAGUGGUGAAUCACAGGAGGCUCAGAGGAUAUCAAAACUGAACUGUCUUUCUGGGAGUUUACCAAACCUAAAUGGCAGGCUAAUGAAACCAGAGAUAUCAUUCGAGGAGACCCACCACUUUGUGGAUGGGACUGUCGCAAAAAAGGAAAAUAAAAAUUGGAGCAAAAGCUCUCAUAAUGCAGAGCACUCUAUCCCAGUAGUGUUACAGGAAUGUGACAACUCUGCAAGUUCUGAUGCUACAAGUCACGCCAAUCCUAAUGGACUGACUGUUUUGAUGGUUAAGAACAAAAUCUCUCUUCCCCCUAACUGUACAACCAAGGUAAUGGGAUUCAAGAUGGUUGAUGGCAAAAAACAUUUAGUCCUCAAAGUAAUACCAACAGCAAAGCAAGAUUCAUCCACUCAAAACCAUACAUUUGUGGAAGAUGUGGGAUCCUCGGCACCAAAUCCUGUGUUGGAAAAAGGUAAAGUCUCUCAUGAGAAUGGGGAAUGCUCACAUAGCAAGAAGUUACCAUCACAUUGUUCUGCUCUUUCACCAAAAAGUGGAUCUUGCACACAGAUGGCUCAAGAGGAUAUUAUGGCAGUAAAAGUGAAGAUUGAGGAGGAAGAAACCUCUGUUUGCAACCUUGAUUCCACCCCACCCCGAGACGAUGUUGGCGAGAAAACUAAUCCUUUACUAGGUAGGUCUUCGACUUGUGCGGAUACACUAUAUCCCAUGUCAAAUGAGAUUGCUCAUGGGGCUGACCAGAGUCACCCAAGUCAAACAACCUUGUCCCAGAGAAGUAAGUUUGAAAAAAAAUCUGUCUCUGCAACAUAUAACUCUGAUGCAACCUGCCAUAGGGGUUCUCAAAUCAGUAAUAACAAAUCAAUGUGUGCAGGUAAGGUCACUGAUCAGGACACAUUGCUUUCCAAGCAAGUCUCCAAAGACACUAUUGAAAACUGUGGGGCUGCAGAUGAGUUAUUGAUGACUGAUAGGGUAACAGAAAAACUCAUUGACAAACACAAAGGUAACUCCUCCUUUAACACUAUAGAAAAUCAUGACCAAUCUUCUCAGAGUACUCCAAAAAAAACUGAUCAGGUUAAAACUGAGAUUGAACAUAAAAACAAGCAAAAUUUUAAAAAGCUUUUGACUAAUCCAGCACCUCCAUCCAAGUCAUCCCUAUCCACUUCAGGUAGCUGCAGAGAAAGUGCCAUGGGAUCAGAAAACUCACCAAACCAAGAAGUAUUCACUUUUCACAAUUAUUCCAAGGAAACAUUUGGCACCUCCCCUAACACUACCCAAAACUUUGACAAUAUGUCUGAACAUUCAGUAGACAAAGACAGUGUUUGUGAAUCAUCACAGUUUAGCUUGACUUUGGCAGAGUCUCCAGAGCCAUUCACAGAAAGUGGCAAUAGAGAAGACCCCAAUCAAGAAAAGGUGUCAGAUAGUGACAUUGAGGUCGAUUCGUGCAUCGCUAGUGUUGACGGUCCUGCCACUGAGGAUGAAAAUCCUGAGUCAGUGCUCCAAGACUUUAAUAUUAUCAAAAUUGAGGAGGAGAGCAUUCCUAUAUCUAACAAACAGUCAGAAACAAAGAUUGGUUCAACGUCCUUGGGCAGUUUUGUGGAGGAGCAUUCAGAUGCAAUCAUUAACCAACUUGUGACUAAUGAUUCUUCAAAACAAACAAAAACAACUCUAAGAAUUCUUCAAUUGCCCGAGGGAAAGCAGUCAGUACUGCUGAGAACUAGUGAGAAUCAAUUUGGCAUGCCGGUUCAGCUCAAAGCCACUCCAGGUUUUAAAUUGAUAACCAAUUCUGGAAAUCCUCAGAUCAAUGUAUCCUAUAUGAAGUCAGGGUUAGAAAGAUCAAGCAACCCUACUGGAGUAACCCUUACUCCAAACAGCAGGAGGAUGGGUGUAUCUACACCAAAGGCAGGAGCUGCUGAAAAAGGGGCAACGCUUCUCUCUGCUGUUCAACCAGGUGUGAGCACCACCUCAAACCACUACCUUAUCAACAGCCAAGGUUUAAAGGGUCCUGUACUCUUCUCAAGCACACCAAAAAAUGCACCUUCCGACAAAACGGGAAAGACACAGCCAACUUGCUAUUUGGUACAGAGGUCUAUUCCCUUUGUUCCAACCCCCAGUGCUCCUGGCCUCAGUCUGGCAAAUACACAACUCCCACUGAACUCACGGCCAGUUCUAGCCGUGCCUGUGAAAUCUGCGGACAAACCCAGCGCCCUGCAGACUGGUCGCCAGGCAUUCUUGCUCCGAUACAUAUCCCCACCCAAAUCAGGCUUGAAAUUGAACAACCAAGACGUAAAUACUGGGACUCAGUGUAGCCGAGCCAGUGAAGGUACUGGGAACAAAGUCAUAUUUAAAAUUGUCACUCCUACUGGUAGCCUUCUUACAAGCGUUGCUCCCACCUCAAGCAGUCAACCUUUGUUUUUGGCCACCAGACCUCAAACACAGUGUUUUCUGGUGUCAUCAAACAAAACUAAUGCAAAUUCCUCCAGUGGAGUAAAGAAAAUGAUCACCCUACAAAAUACUGCACAGAAAGAUGUCAAGGGAUCUUGCAUUUCACCCUCUCAGAUGAAUGUAAAGAUACAGUCGUGCGAAGCAGAGAAACCUAUCCUAGCCCCAAGGCCAAUUCGGCCUCCAAGCCAAAGGAAAAGACGCAGGAAACGGUUAUUUGACGAGCUUCCAACAACGGUGCAUAAAGCUAGAAGACUCUCAAAUAAAGUACUGACUGAGAAAGAGACUACUGUGUUAUGGAAGCCUGUAGCCAAAGAAGUUGAAAGAACACUAAGGCUUGCACCAUUCAGUUCUCUACAGCAGGUCAAAUGCCCUCGUAGAUACCAACCUGUAGUGGUGCUCAAUCAUCCAGAUGCUGACAUUCCCGAAGUGGCCAAUGUCAUGAAGGUAGUAAACCGGUACAAAGGUGCUGUUACUAAGGUCUCUCUGUCUCAGAAAACAAUCCAAGCUCUCUCUGAGCUUGCCACUCUAUGGCAGAAUUCCUCGACCAAAGGUGCAUCGUCUCGCAGCGACGAUCCAAGACCCCGGCCAGUUCAGAGUUCUGUCCGAGAGCGAUUCCUCCUGAAACUGAAGUUGAGGAAAAAAAGCAAAAAAAAGUAUGAGGUAGUGAAAAAACUAUCCGCUUGUAGUCAAGAGCCUAUGGUGUUUGACUGCUGGUUUUGUGGUCGGCUCUUCAACAGCCAAGAAGAUUGGAUAGGCCACGGCCAGCGACACCUCAUGGAGGCAACUAGAGACUGGAAUAAGCUGUUCUGAAGGUUUUCCAUCUACUUUUAAGUGAAAGACAUAUGUCUCUUAGGUGGAACAAAGUUUUAAGUUGUAUAUUUUUUAAUGCCCUUCCAAUCUACGUUUUUUUCAAAUUCUGUUCCUGUAAAUACAUAUUCCUCAGUGAAUCGUAGUUUAUCUUUUCAUAGGUGCAUUUUCUGGUAAAUGAUGUACUGCAAGCAUGGUUUAUAUCAUGCAUGCACAGGUCAAAUUGAACUGUGAAAAUGGUACACUGUAAUUUAGAGCUGUGGUAAGAGCACUAGCUUAACAAAAGGAGACAGUAUCAGCAAAGGUUGUACGUAGAGCUUGAUUAAAUUACUCAGGUGAUUUCAUAUUAAUCUGGUUUGUCAUUUUUGCCCAUUACAUUCAAAAAAGCAGAGGCCUAGUGGCCUAAGGGACUUUGGAUAUUUUAUUAUCCUGGACCUGCACAUGAAGACAAAUCUAUUUGUAUAGCUUAACUCUAAAGCUUGUAGAAAAAUUCCUUUUUCGUUUAGCGCUUUUGAAAAUGUUCUGGUCUAAAUUAUUCCAUUUUAUAAGUUGAUACAAUUGAAGGCGUUUGCAUUUUACUCAGUUAUCUUCAUUAAGUUUCUUUGUCAGGAUUUUGUCAACUUGUAGCAUGCACUUGUCAUAACUAGAGAAGAUAUUUUUCACAGUAAUCCUAAAUCUGCCAAGUGUUGAAAAUAGACUGAUAGUUUUAUAAAUUCCUUUUGCUGAAAAGAGAAAUCCUAUAUCUGUUAACCAUGGUCCCUGUCAGUACUUGAGAAAUACAGAUUAUACAGCCCAUUUUGCACCCUAUGCAGUUUCCAUGCAAAGAUAUUGUUGUUGUCAGCAGAUCAGACUGUUUACUCAUACUCAUGUUAAUCAUAUAUUUCUAAUUUGAUUUCAGAGUUAACUGUAGAUCUUAAAGGUCCCAGUAAUUUGCUGUCAGGUUAUUGUUUAUUUGUGAGUCGCAAUGUUUGUUCAUUGAAUAUCAUGAUGCAGGAUGGUAACAUCAAGAGAAACAUAAAAUAAAAAUCUGCCAGAAACAAUAUAGAAAUGCUAGUCAAGUGUUGUCACAGUGCUUGAGUGAAAGAUCUGACAUCGACUUUGAAACCUUUAUGAUGUCAAAGUUGACAAAAUAGCUGCAUUCUUUUAAUCAUUUAUAAAUUUAGUAUAACGUGUCAGUAAGGAAUAUCAACUAGGGCUGCAACCAGGAAUCAAAUUCCUGAUCAAUCAAUCUGUCAAUCUUCUCAAUUAGUUGCCUGUUAAAUGUCAGAAUAUAUAAAAUUUUAUUUUUUUAAGAACAAGGUAACAUCAUUCGAUGUCUGAGUUUUGUCUGACACACGGCCCCAAACCCAAAGACGUUUUUCUCACAGUACGAGGAAGCAGCAAAACAUCUCAAUUUAGAAACUGGAACGUGGCAAUGGUUGGCAUUUUUUUUUAUUUUUUUUUAACUGUUGUCAAAAUUAACUUCUCAAUAAAUCACUCUAGGUCCCAACAUUUACUGUAAAUUCUAUUCGAAUAAUGGCCCAAGUCUCAAACAAUAAUACAUCAAAAUUCCAACUGCUUUUGGUUAAACUGCAGAUAUUUUUUUAGAUCAAAAAUAUGCCCUUUAAGCCGCUAGAAGGCUAAGCCAAUGAUGUUGAACCGUCUUACUACACAUCAACUAAUUGUAGGCACUUGAACCCUUACCACAACCCUUUGGGGAAUAGAGACAUUCAACCUGUGUUAAUGCUGACAAGAAUAAGGACAAAGUUAACUUUUAUAAUGCAAGGGGUUGGCUAGAUAACCCCAGAAGGAAAAUAUGAUGAGGGCGAUAAACUUUACAUGAAUAGACGAGGGCAUGUAUAAAAACAAAAAAAAGCAUAGUAAUUUACUUAAAACAAAGAGCAGACACCCCAAAUAAAAACAGACAUUUUCAUAGCUUUUUAAACUUUUCUUGAUUCAACAGUUUUUUUUGUUGGUAUCAAAUACAUUCAGAGGUUAUUUGAUAGUUACUGUUUUUGUUUUUAUGCUCUGUAGACCUUUUAGGUGUUAGAGCUCUGAACAUUAUCCAUGUGUUUAAACUUUGCGUCAGCUUUCACCUGUUAUUGCAUUAAUGUUGUACUAUAUAUCGGCUCACUGGCGUCAUCAAGUCCAGUAUGUUGUACAUACAUAUGUUUUAAUGUUACAUUGCGACCUUUUCUUAAUGACAACAGGACACGGGCUUUGCUUUUCUUUAUGGGUUUUAAUGAUUGCAUUACAUGAUAAUCGAACUGUGGCGUUUUAUUCCGUUCAAUAUGCAAGUGACUGAACAAUGCAAGCCAUGCUAAUGUUUUUAUACUUUCAAAAUGGUUCUAAUCAGCCAGCCUCCAAGUGAUGAAGUUCUGACCUCAGCAGGUCCCGCUUUUAACCAGCAUUUGCUAAAUGUUCCUUUUAAUCAACCGCUUCAAUCAUCAAGACAUUUUAUUGUACAUUAGGUGAAUUUCCAUGAAAUAAUUUACUGUAAAACUACAAAUGUAGCACGGGUAGUAGCUACAUUUCAUUCAUUUUUACCAAUGAAACCAAGCAAGCAUUCAACCUUUACUUGCUUCAUGCGAUGUUCUCUUCUUAUAGGAAAUGUUCAACAUAUGUAGGCUAUUCUUACUCCCUUAUUUCUAAAGGGUGACGUGAAAUGAUGGAAAUGUCGGGGUUAAGUACAGAGCUGGAGCCUGGGUUGUGGUUAGCCUAGCUUAGCAUAAAGACCGGAGCAGAGACUGUUGUCUGUCAAAGUGUUGGUUAGUGAACUUUAAGGUUGUUGGUUGCUGUGGACAAAGCCAGACUGGCCUUUCCCCCCUGGCUCCAGUCUUUAUGCUGACCUAGGCUAACCACAUGCGUUUGAUAUUCACUGCAAAUUAGCUUAUUUCACAAAAUGUUGAACUUUUGCUUAAUUCAAACCCACCUAGAAUAGCAGAAAGCUAACUUCCUUGGUCAUAAUGUCCCAUUUUCCCAAACAAUCAAUCUUGUUUUUGUUCCCUUUUAGAUGUAAUAACAUCCCAACCCAGUAAAAAAGCUAUUGCAAACAUACUGUUCUUUACAAUUU
Etheostoma cragini (Arkansas darter) is the source of this 7621-nucleotide messenger RNA. RefSeq names its product zinc finger protein 518A. Lineage: Eukaryota; Metazoa; Chordata; Actinopteri; Perciformes; Percidae. The record is from RefSeq and is a predicted model, not a curated record. The transcript is spliced from 3 exons. The coding region runs from base 472 to 4572 and encodes 1366 amino acids.